AUGAACACUUGUUUGGUUGCGCAGGAGGGAUCUUUCACCUCGCGCCUCGUCAUAAUGGUGAGGGUUAGCGUCUUGAAUGAUGCUCUCAAGAGCAUGUACAACGCCGAGAAACGUGGGAAGCGCCAGGUCAUGAUUAGACCAUCCUCCAAGGUUAUCAUCAAAUUCCUCUUGGUGAUGCAGAAGCAUGGAUACAUUGGUGAGUUUGAGUAUGUUGAUGACCAUAGGGCUGGGAAAAUCGUCGUCGAAUUGAAUGGGAGGCUGAAUAAAUGUGGGGUUAUAAGCCCCCGCUUUGAUGUUGGUGUCAAAGAGAUUGAAGGUUGGACUGCAAGACUGCUCCCCUCCAGACAGUUUGGGUUUAUUGUCUUGACAACAUCGGCGGGUAUCAUGGAUCAUGAAGAAGCCAGAAGAAAGAAUGUUGGUGGAAAGUAUAAACUUGUGUUAGAUUUUAAAGAUUACGCUUUCCCCCCGUAUUCAGACUCAAAAUCAGGUUUUAGUACCCGUGGUUUAGUAGAGUAA
Sphenostylis stenocarpa is the source of this 516-nucleotide messenger RNA. The record is from the annotation of a GenBank genome assembly. NCBI's taxonomy places the organism in Eukaryota, Viridiplantae, Streptophyta, Magnoliopsida, Fabales, Fabaceae.